Molecule: messenger RNA, 2539 nt
Organism: Anolis sagrei ordinatus
Lineage: Eukaryota; Metazoa; Chordata; Lepidosauria; Squamata; Anolidae
Source: RefSeq, a predicted model, not a curated record
CCUCCUCCGCCCCCUCCCCCCCGCGAUGAUGGGUCGCGAUGGACGCGGUCGGCCAUGAGCGCCCCCGGGCCGCCCCCUCCCCGCAAGGACCCCUCCGGCCGGGGCCUGGGCCUGGCCGUGUGCCUGGGGCUGGUGCUGGUGCUGGCGUGGGGCCCGGGCCGGGCCUGGGCGGGGGGCUCUGCCCCUUCCUCGUCCUCCUCCUCCUCCUCCUCAUCUGGACACAGCUGCCCCUCGGCCUGCUCGUGCAGCCCCCAGCUGAGCAAGGUGGUCUGCACGCGGCGCGGGCUGGGCGAGGUGCCGGCGGGCAUCCCCCCGGGGACGCGGUUCCUGAACCUGAUGGAGAACCAGAUCCGGCGGGUGCAGGCGGACACCUUCCGGCACCUGCGGCACCUGGAGGUCCUGCAGCUGGGCCGCAACGCCAUCCGGCAGAUCGAGGUGGGCGCCUUCAACGGGCUGGCCAGCCUCAACACCUUGGAGCUCUUCGACAACUGGCUGACCGUGGUGCCCAGCGGGGCCUUCGAGUACCUGUCCAAGCUGCGCGAGCUCUGGCUGCGCAACAACCCCAUCGAGAGCAUCUCCUCCUACGCCUUCAACCGCGUGCCCUCCCUCAUGCGCCUCGACCUGGGCGAGCUCAAGCGCCUCAAGUACGUCUCCGAGGGGGCCUUCGAGGGCCUGCACAACCUCAAGUACCUGAACCUGGGCAUGUGCGGCCUGCGCGAGGUGCCCAACCUGGCCCCGCUGGUGGGGCUGGAGGAGCUGGAGCUCUCGGGCAACCACUUCCCGGCCCUGCGCCCGGGGGCCUUCCGGGGCCUGCGCUCCCUGCGCAAGCUCUGGCUGAUGAGCUGCCAGGUGGGCCUGGUGGAGCGGGACGCCUUCGAGGGCCUGGCCGCCCUGGUGGAGCUCAACCUGGCCCACAACAACCUCAGCGCCCUGCCCCACGACCUCUUCGCCCCGCUGCGCUACCUGGUGGAGCUCCACCUGCACCACAACCCCUGGAGCUGCGACUGCGACGUGCUCUGGCUAGCCUGGUGGCUGCGCGAGUCCAUCCCCACCAACUCCACCUGCUGCGGCCGCUGCCACGCCCCCGCCCACCUGCGCGGCCGCUUCCUGCUGGAGGUGGACCAGGCCGCCUUCCGCUGCGCCGCCCCCGUCAUCAUGGACGCCCCGCGGGACCUCAACGUCUCCGAGGGCCGGCCGGCCGAGCUGCGCUGCCGCACCCCCGCCAUGUCCGCCGUGCGCUGGCUCCUGCCCGACGGCUCCGUGCUCAGCCACGCCUCGGCCCACCCGCGCCUGCAGGUGCUCAACGACGGCACCCUCAACUUCUCGCGGGUGCUGCUGAGCGACACGGGCCUCUACACCUGCAUGGUGGCCAACGUGGCCGGCCGCUCCAACGCCUCGGCCUACCUCAACGCCAGCGCCGCCGAGCUCCUCAACACCUCCAACUACAGCUUCUUCACCACCGUCACCGUGGAGACCACCGAGAGCGCCCCCGAGACCCUCUUCCCCAAGUUCUCCAAGCCCGUGCCCACCGCCUCCGCCUCCUCCGCCGGGUACCAGCCGGCCUACACCACCACCACCACCGUCCUGGUCCAGGCCACCCGCCCGGGGCCCCGGCAGCAGGAGCCGGGCGGGCCGGCCCCGGGCCCCGAGGGCGGCAACAGCAACAGCAACGGCAACGACAAGAUGCAGACCAGCCUGGACGAGGUGAUGAAAACCACCAAGAUCAUCAUUGGCUGCUUUGUGGCCGUGACGCUGCUGGCGGCGGCCAUGUUGAUCGUCUUCUACAAGCUGCGCAAGCGGCACCAGCAGCGCAGCACCGUGGCCGCCGCCCGGACCGUGGAGAUCAUCCAGGUGGACGAGGACAUUGCCGCCCCGGCCUCGGCCUCCACGGGCUCGGCAGGGAUGUCGUCCGCCUCGGGCCCCUCCAAGCCGGCGCCGUCGUCGUCGGGCGGAUCAGGUGAGGGGGCAGUUGUACUGCCGGCUGCUAUCCAUGACCACCUUAACUACAACACUUACAAACCCCCCCACGGGGCCCACUGGACAGAAAACUGCCUGGGGAACUCCCUGCACCCCACAGUCACGACUAUUGCCGAGCCGUACAUAAUCCAGACCCACCCCAAGGAGAAAGUGCAGGAGACGCAGAUCUGAGGAUCAGGGGUCCCUUAGUCCGGCAAACUCUAGGCUCCCUGCCACGGGAUGCACAAGACCCCGCACACGCACGGCGGUGGCGGCGGCGGCAGGGGUGGCCUCCAAUUUUGUACAGAGAGGCUGUGGGGAGGGGGCCUCUGGGGGGAGGUGGGGGGAUGGGGUGGCGACGAAGACGGAGACGGUGGCGACACAGGCCUUGGGGGGUUUCUCCUUGUACAUGCUUAUAUAUUAAGUCCUUGGGCCGAGGUCAGAGGAGCAGAGGAUGUGACGAGAGACAGGCAGACAGAGAGAGAGAGGGGGAAGAGGAAGAACACCCUGUCUUUGGACGUGCAAGUUCUAUUUAAAAGGAGGCAGCAAAUAACCUCCCUUACCCCCCCCCCAAAAAGCAGAA